AUGGACUCCAAAUGGGGAAGAGUGAUAGGUGGUGUGGUGCUCAGUUGUGGUGCAUUGUAUACAGCUUAUACUGUGAUACAAAGGCGGUAUGAGACGGAGGCCAAAGUGUACGAUGGUAUGCAGGAGCUUAUAGGAAACACACCUAUGGUUAAACUGAAAUCACUAUGUGACACAGACAGAAACAUUAAUGUGUACGCCAAGCUAGAGAUGAAUAACCCAGGUGGAAGCGCAAAGGAUAGAAUAGCACUAAACAUCAUUCAGGUGGCCGAGGCUGAAGGCAGACUCGUUCGUGGAGAACCUGGCAUGGUAUUUGAAGGUACCAGUGGCUCCACGGGUAUAUCUUUAGCCAUGAUCUGUAAUGCCCUAGGAUACAAAGCACAUAUAUCGUUACCUGAUGAUACCUCUUUGGAAAAAUUGAACCUUCUGAAGAGCUUAGGUGCCAUAAUAAACCCUGUAAAACCUGCAUCGAUUGUGGAUCCCGAUCAAUAUGUUAACGCAGCAAAGAAAGCUUGCGAUGAUUAUCUGGAGUCAGGAAAGACCAAAUAUGCAAUCUUUAGCGAUCAAUUCGAAAAUGAGCACAAUUGGGAGAUACAUUAUAGAACCACUGGACCAGAAAUAUAUAAACAGCUCAAAGGGAAAGUUAACUGCUUCAUUUCUGGAUGCGGUACCGGCGGUACUAUAAGCGGAGUCUCAAAAUACUUGAAGGAAAGAAUAAGACCAUAUGUUGUACUCGCUGAUCCUCAAGGUUCAGGCUUCUACAACAGGAUUAAUUAUGGUGUAAUGUAUGAUAGUGUCGAGAAGGAAGGUACCAGAAGAAGACACCAAGUUGAUACCAUAGUCGAAGGAAUUGGUUUGAACAGAUUGACAUUUAAUUUCUUGAAAGGUGAAAAAUACAUAGAUGAAUCUAUCAGAGUUACCGAUCCUCAAGCUAUAAAGAUGGCAAAAUUUUUAUCUAUUAAUGAAGGUUUAUUCAUCGGUAGCAGUACUGCAAUCAAUGCUGUAGCUGCAUUAGAACUCAUCAGGAGAAAUGACCAAGCUAUUUUACCAAAUGACUCUAAUAUUGUUAUUAUUGCAUGUGACAGUGGAUCAAGACAUUUAAGCAAGUUUUGGAAAGAGGCACUUCAAGUUCCUGACACUGUUACUUUGAAUGAGAUAUUAGCAUCUAAAUAA
Messenger RNA from Nakaseomyces glabratus, 1170 nucleotides. It is a transcript of the gene MCY1, whose product is annotated as putative cysteine synthase. Gene Ontology annotation, cellular component: cytoplasm. The record is from RefSeq and is a predicted model, not a curated record. NCBI's taxonomy places the organism in Eukaryota, Fungi, Ascomycota, Saccharomycetes, Saccharomycetales, Saccharomycetaceae.